Mycena indigotica is the source of this 486-nucleotide messenger RNA. Its product is annotated as 40S ribosomal protein. The coding region runs from base 10 to 486 and encodes 158 amino acids. The record is from RefSeq and is a predicted model, not a curated record. The transcript is spliced from 2 exons. NCBI's taxonomy places the organism in Eukaryota, Fungi, Basidiomycota, Agaricomycetes, Agaricales, Mycenaceae.
GUUGACUUGAUGAACCACCUCCAGGCCAUGCCUCUGCGUCAUCCGUGGCUACAGCCCUCUAUGAAGCGAAAAUUGGCCGGAAACGACGAUGACCGCCCUGCCAAACGACGAAUGCUCGUGCUUGAACAAAACCUGGCCAACCUCUCACUCGACGCGGUUAUGGUCGAUCUCGAAGCGGAAAUGCCCAUUAUCGAGGAGCCAGUGUCGCCGGAGAUUACAAUGAAGUCCUCCUCGUGGUAUGAGCCAGAAGCAGACCGAAUAGUCAUUACAGAUUUGGCUGCUUAUGCCGAAGAGGAGCUCCAACCUGAGGAGCCUCCAGUGGUGAAUACCGCGCUAAUCGAGCGCUUAAAAUCGCGACCGCUUGACCCACCGAUCCUAUCUCAAUCGCAGUCUCAGGCCUUGGUUCUCUUCCGGCCGCUACAACUCCCUCCGAAAACUGAUUCCCCACGAGCCGACAACGAGGACGCAAUGGACGUAGAACCGUGA